UUCUUACGCAAGUUUUGAUCACGUGACGUUGGAAGUUAUAAGUUGCAUGAUUUGGCUGACAAGUUGUUUGUGUCACUCCAUGUUUGACAUGGCUGAUGGUGCCAAGUUCCUCCUAUUGUUUCUCCUCCUGAACAUCUCAACAUUGUGUUUUUGUACUGAACAAGAUAUCCAGUGCCUGAAGACUGUGCAACAGUCGGUGAUUGAUCCCAACAGUGUACUCAAAUCCUCUUGGAACUUUGAAAAUGAAAUCGACGGUUUCAUAUGCUGCUUUACUGCUGUGGAAUGCUGGUUCGCCGAUGAGAACAUGGUUCUCUCUCUGCAUCUCGGCAACCUCGGACUUCAAGGUGCAUUUCCUCAAGGUCUUCAAGAUUGUGCAAGCAUGACCGGCAUGGGCCUGUCGAAUAACAGCUUUUCAGGACCAAACCCACCCGACUUCUCACGGCAGGUGCCGUAUCUGACAUCUUUGGAUCUUUCAUACAAUAGCUUUUCGCGAUCAAUCCCACAGAAUAUCUCAAAUAUGACAUAUCUGAAUCUCCUCAACCUCCAACAUAACCAACUCAACGGUCAAAUUCCACCACAAUUCGAUUUGCUUACUCGGUUAUCGACGUUCAAUGUUGCGGAGAACUGUUUAUCCGGGCCUAUUCCUCCUUCGCUACUAAUUUUUCCAGCUUCGAACUUUGAUGGUAACCAAGGGCUUUGCGGUGCACCGUCGGAUGAUUGUCCCCGCUCCAGGAGGAGAUGGAGACCGGUACGAAUCAAGCUGCAUAGGCUCAACGACGAGUCGAGCAUGGGAGCGGCCGUCGGAUUCGUUGUGGGGUUUGUGGUGGCCUUCUACUUCUCGCACUGCUUUGUCUGCUCCGAGAGGCUCCGUGCCUAUGUCGUCCGCAUAUGA
Molecule: messenger RNA, 892 nt
Organism: Aegilops tauschii subsp. strangulata
Lineage: Eukaryota; Viridiplantae; Streptophyta; Magnoliopsida; Poales; Poaceae
Molecular function (GO): protein binding
Source: RefSeq, a predicted model, not a curated record